CAUUUUGCUAGUUAGGGUUUUAGUUUAGGGAAAAUGAGAACUUUAAUUUAUCUGAUAUUUGGAUAAUAAUGAUGUUGGAGAUAGCGAAAUUCUUGCUUAACGCUGCUGGAUUCAUGUGCAAAUAAACUGUAAAUUGUCAAGUUGUAGUGUAUGGUGUAAGCAUUUGUGAGGAUUGUUCAGAUUAACAAUAAAUUGCCAAGCUUGCAUUAGUGCAACUUAUAUUUAGGCUACUACAUUGACUACCAAUGAAUUGCGCCGUGCCCGGAAACGGUUGUGCUGGUAGUGGUGGUGCAUCAACUUUGGCGCUCUGUGUUAAUUUAUUGAAGGAUAGGAGUUUGAAUACUAGCCACCAAUGAAUUUGAUGAUUACUAAUGGACAUCUCCAUCGUCUUUAUCUUCGUCUGGUUGAAUGUGAGUAAGAAGCGUCUAGAUUACGUUCUUAGAGUCCCCAAGAUGCUGUCACACCUUUCCAGAUUUUGGGUGGAGAAGCUCAGAUAGUUCAGAUUAUGCUGAAGCCACAGGAGAGGGUUAUUGCUCGACCAGGGUCAAUGUGCUAUACAUCUGGAUCCGUUCAAAUGGACAAUGUUUACAUCACUGAACAAGAGGUAGGGGUGUGGCAGUGGAUAUUUGGGAAGUCCGUGACCAGCAUUGUUCUUCUUAAUUCCGGUUCUAGUGAUGGAUUUGUCGGAAUUGCUGCUCCUUCACUUGCUAGAAUUCUACCGAUUGAUCUGGCAGUGUUUGGUGGAGAACUUCGAUGCCAGCCGGAUGCAUUUUUGUGCUCAGUAAAUGAUGUCAAAGUUACUAAUACAAUUGCUGAUCAGAGGGCACGUAACGGUGUUGUUGGUGCAGAGGCUAUUUUGCGGCAGAAGCUGUCCGGACAAGGACUUGCAUUCAUUAUCGGGAGUGGCUCAGUUGUGCAGAAAAACCUAGAGGUGGGGGAAGUACUUGCAGUUGAUGCAUCUUGUAUAGUUGCUGUCACAACCACUAUCAACGUUGAUGUUAAAUAUAAUGGUCCUAUGAGGAGGGGUGUCUUUGGGGCGGACAACCUUGUGACUGCCGUUCUAACAGGCCCAGGGAUUGUUUUCAUUCAGAGCUUACCCUUCCAAAGACUUUCUCAACGUGUUGCAAGGGCGGUGACAGCACCAAACGUGAGAGAAAACCCCAAGUUCUUCAUCCAACUUGCCAUUUUCUUUUUUCUGGCCUAUGUUGUGAUUGUAUCAUCAUUGUUAUUGACUGAUGUAUAACAUUAGGCAAGCUGUUUAUCUCUUCUCCCUCCCAAGUUAUGCUCCGUACAUGAUUAAUGGCCAGAAGUAGGAUUAUAUAGAACAUUGAUUCCCAAUUUUUUUUUGUUAUAGAUAAAUGUUCAUUUACUGACCUGCAAUCUCUCUGUAACAUGGAGUAUGUGAGAUGUAGCCAUGUUCCUCUAAUUCCGGGAACAGGUGAGAGACUACAAUGUUCGAAGUCCAAGGCAUAAUAGUAAAUUAGUACACAUUUUUGUUGCAAUGAUGAAAUUUCUAUUUGGUAUAACAAAA
Messenger RNA from Spinacia oleracea (spinach), 1531 nucleotides. RefSeq lists its product as uncharacterized. NCBI's taxonomy places the organism in Eukaryota, Viridiplantae, Streptophyta, Magnoliopsida, Caryophyllales, Amaranthaceae. The record is from RefSeq and is a predicted model, not a curated record. Bases 506 to 1243 code for a protein of 245 amino acids. The transcript has 10 exons.